Cavenderia fasciculata is the source of this 3264-nucleotide messenger RNA. RefSeq lists its product as uncharacterized. Gene Ontology annotation, biological process: protein secretion. Lineage: Eukaryota; Evosea; Eumycetozoa; Acytosteliales; Cavenderiaceae. The transcript has 6 exons. The coding region runs from base 1 to 3264 and encodes 1087 amino acids. The record is from RefSeq and is a predicted model, not a curated record.
AUGAAUAUUAAUCAACAAGUACAGAAAAGAAUAGAAUGGUUACAAGAUUUAAUAUCACCUCUAUCAUCACAUCGUGAAAAGAAUGGAGGAGGAGGAGAUGAUGCGCAGAGAAACAUUUUAAAACAAAAUUUGGUACAACAUUUAUUAACUAUUACUACUCUACAUCAACAACAACAACAACAAAGUCAUAUUCAACAACAACUACAAGAUGUAUCACUAGUUUCACCAAGUGAUUUAGAGAACCUUUCAUUGAAUGAUGAACAAGAAAAUAGUCAUAGUAAUAGUAUUAUUGAUGGCAAUGAUGGUGAUAAUGAUAUUGAAACAAAUAUCAUUAUCAAUUCUUAUAAGAAUCAAUUAAAAGAAUGUAUACAGUUAUUAAAGUAUAAUGAUGAUCAGAACAAUCAGAACAACAAAUAUGGUGAAGAUAUAUACUUUAUACAACUUGAAUAUGUAUUUUAUAUUCAACAUUUAUUAUUGGAUAUUACCAAUCUAUUGGAAAAGGAUUUAAAUGUUAUAUUAUCUAUAAAUAGUCAAAAAACAAUUAAAUUAGCAAUGGAUAUAGUAGUUUGUUGGGGAAUAUCACCUUGUUUGGUUAGAGGGUUGGGAUUCCCUAUUGGUCAACGCGGUACUCCAAUAUCAAAAGAAAUGGUAGCACUUGGAGGAUCAUCACCCUAUUUCAACAAGAAUCAAUUACUUUCAUACAAGAUCAAUAAUGGAUACAUAUCUAAUCUCUUAUAUAUCAUCAUACAACAAUUUCUAAGAAUGCGAUCAAAUAUUGAUAUCAACUCUAUCAUUUUAUCAAGAUAUAUAUCUGAUAUAUUUGCAACUUUGAUUCAAUUAUUAAAUAUCAAUCAACAAUCCUCUCUAAAUGAUAAAGAUCAAACUUAUUGUAAAGAUCAAAUUGAUAAUAUUUUAUUUGGUAUUCAUCCAGAAUUAAUAUUUGAAAAUUUAACAUUAUUAUUAUCACCACAAUACGAUGAAAGAGAAAACAAAUCGAUUGCACCACCAGUAUUUGUUGUAAAGGUAGUUAAUUUACUAUUAUCAAAAUGUUUAACUAGACCACAUUCGUUAAAGGUUGUUUUGGGUACCAUUCUUUCACCUCAACCUGGAAAAGACCAAAAAUCAUCAAUCGAUCGUCUAGUAAAUUUAAUUACCACUUGUCCUUUAUCAAUACAACCAAAGGAAUAUUAUUCAAAAAUAUCAAAACAAUUAAUUGAUUUAUUACAUGUUAAAGACAAGGAAAGAGGUAGAUUAAUAGAAUGUGUUAUAACAAUCAUUGAAAAAAUGUUAGAAUUGGAACCAAAAUUAACAUUAGAGUAUGUGAUUGAUCCAAUUAUAAAACCACUACUUUUAUUUCAACAAUAUCAACCUACCAUUGAAACAACAACAACAAAUGAAACCAUGGUCGAUGAUGAAAAUGUUAAAGAAGAAGAAACUAUUAUCAAAGAAGUAGACAUUUUUUAUUGUUUGGAAGAUCUUCAUAAAAUCUUAACAGUCCUAUCUUUGAAUCAAACUUUAUUAGAACAUUUAACAAAUGUUAUACCAAUAUUAUUCCAAUUACAAUGUUUUUUAUCAAAAUCAAUAUCAUCAUUGAAAAUAUCAUGUAAAGAAAUCCUAUCAACUUAUUUUAAAUUUUAUAAUCGAUCAGUUGCUCAAUUAAAACAUUUAAUCUUACCUGAAAAGUUACAUCAACAACAAGAUAGAAUGGAAAUUGAUCAAUCUCAAUCAUCCUCAUCUUCAUCAACUACUUCUCCAACAAAACAACCAAUUUAUUUAGAAAUUAAUCAACCAACGGUUGAAGAGAAUGAUAGUACGGCGAUUAAAUGUUUAUCAUUUGCAAUGGGUGAAAGUGGAGGAGUUGUUGCCAAGUAUAUAGAUUAUUAUGAAAGAGAUUUUAGUUGGGAAGCAGAAUGUAUAGUGGAUAUUUUAAAGCAAAUGAAGAAUGAAUCGUUGGCUGGCGACUUGUUUGUCGACUUGGUCAACGAAUUUGCAAUGGUUGAAAAGAAUGUAAAGAAAAAAGACAGCAAGCGGUACUUUGUAUUGAUGCAACUCAUCAUUGUACUAAGUGAAGGUAUGGGUGCGGCGGCACUCAAAAACGUGGUACAAGUGGCCACAUUUGUAAAGGUCAUUCUUCAACGAGAGAUUGAUUCAAUGACAAAACGAAUGAAAAAGUUGUCAAGUGGUAAAGCAGUGUCGGUAGAGAGCGAACAAGAAGAAAACGAGCAAGUCGAUACUAUUACCCUUGCAUUGGGUAUCCUUUCAACUAUGCUCAGUGGAGAGGUCAAAGUCAGAAAAGAAGAGGAAAUAUUGGUUUAUGAUUUAGUUGGUUGUUUGGAACAAUUGUCACAACAUCCAAAUGAUAUUGUAUCAGUCAUGUCAUCACAAUUAAAAACAAUCAUUGAUGUUAAAAAACCAACUUGGUCAAUGGGCAGCAGUGACAAUGAUUCAUCAUCGUCAAGCUCUGUCAAUCCCAACGACAAAUUAAAAGAGAUAUUAGAUGAUUUAUCACAUCCAUUACUACCAGUAAGAGCUCAUGGUCUAAUUGAAUUACGUAGACUGGUACUCUCAAUGCGAUCGAACAAAAAUAAUGAUAAUAUUGUUAAAAGAAAUUUAGAUAAUAUUAUUACUAUUUUUAAAACUCAAUUAAAUGAUGAUGAUACAUUUAUUUAUACAUGUUCAAUUAAUGGAUUAAGUUCAAUUGGAGAUAUUUAUCCAAAUGAUAUUAUACCAAUAUUAAUUGAUCAAUUUAAAGAGACUAACAAAAACAAAGAAGAAAAGAGAAUGAAGAUUGGUGAAUCAUUGGUUCAAAUAUCGCAACGAUGUGGAGACACUUUACCCUACUAUGCACCAUCUUUGAUGAAUUGCUUCUUGGUUGGGUGUAGGGACAAGAGAGUUGGUGUUCGUGCAAGUAGUCUAUCUAACCUUGCAACCAUGUGCGAACUCUUAAAAUCCUUUGGUAUCGAUCAGUACCUCGUAGAAAUAUUGUCGUGUCUCAACUCGAUGCUCACAAGUGAAAGGGAGAUAGAGGUACGAAGAGGUGCCAUCUUUGUCUACCAACUGUUGCUUCGUGGAUUCGGCCUAGACGCCUUUAACCAAGGCUCUAGCAUGUCCCAAGAGCUGCAAACCACCUACCGACAAUUAAAAUAUCUCGAAUCGACCGAUCCCGAUCCAGUAUGCAAGUUUCAUGCACGAACUGCUCUCUCAGAGUUGGAAACCAUAACAAAAGAAUUUAUAUUUCCAAAUCAAUCAAAUGAAAAGGAAUAA